AUGUACGGUGGUAUGGUGAUCUCGAUGGCGGCAACGGGCGCUCUAUGCGCGACGUCGGUACGCUGGCCGCUGACCUUCUACGUGUUUGGCGGCGUCGGGCUGCUAUGGUGCCUGCCAUGGUGGCUGCUAGCUGCCGACUCGCCGGCGCUGCACAGGAACAACGACCCGGCUGAGCGUCGAUACAUCGAGGCCACUAUACAAUCGAGUGCCAAGCAAAAACUGCCUGUGCCGUGGAGGAGCCUGCUGUCGACGCCAGCUAUCUGGGCCCUGGUCGUCUACCUCAUGGCCUCGGACAUUACUCUGUGCCUGCUACUGUCUUCGCUGCCGCUCUACAUUGCCGACAUCUUGCACUUUGACGUGGAAAGUAAUGCUAUCCUGUCUUCUGUUCCUCAAAUCACCGGCUCAGUUGGCAAUUUGCUGUUUGGAUGGUUGGUUGACUUCAUUUACCGGAAGGGAUGCGUGUCAAAAAUUAGUGGCUUCCGUAUCAUAAAUGGAAUAGGGCUGCUGGGUCCCGCGGUGGCGCUGGUGGUGGUGGCGCUGGUGGGCUGCGACUCGGCCGCCAUCGUGGCGAUGCUGGGGUUCGGCGGUUUCUGCAUGGCCGCGCACUGCUCCGCCUUCUAUAUGAACAUGCAGGCCAUAGCGCCCAACUUCGCCGGCACUCUCGUCGGCUUUGUCAACACCUUCGCCAACAUAUCGGGCAUCAUUGUCCCUUAUGUAGUCGGAGCUGUCACCAAUGAAAAUCCGACGCGGGCGUCGUGGAACUUGGUGUUCUACAUGACGGCAGCGGUGGCGGCGGCCGGCUACGUCCUCUACGCCGUCUUCACCACCGCCGAGGAGCAGCCUUGGGACGUCCCAUCCACAGAGAACGAAGCCACAGCGAAGAAUGACAAGGGCGUUGUGAACACAGCGUUUGAUGCGGACGACUCUCUGUUCAACAGUCGAAGAUCUAGACUCUAA
This is a messenger RNA of Schistocerca piceifrons (Central American locust), 957 nucleotides long. Its product is annotated as sialin-like. The record is from RefSeq and is a predicted model, not a curated record. Gene Ontology annotation, biological process: transmembrane transport; monoatomic anion transport. Gene Ontology annotation, molecular function: transmembrane transporter activity. Bases 1 to 957 code for a protein of 318 amino acids. NCBI's taxonomy places the organism in Eukaryota, Metazoa, Arthropoda, Insecta, Orthoptera, Acrididae. The transcript is spliced from 6 exons.